AAACCGUCAUAUUUUUGCCUCUUCCUCAACUCCACGGCGCAGAUCCGAGGAGUUUGGGAAACCCUAAUUUUCUCUUUCUCUCUCUCUGAAGCUAACAGCCUCCACAAAAAAAGCUUUCUCUUUUUUCUCUCCACACCCAGAAAAACAAUCUCUUUUUCUCCGGCUUCAUCCUUUGCUCUCAGUCAUGGCAGGUUUGGCACCCGAAGGAUCCCAGUUUGAUGGUCGCCAGUUUGAUCAAAAGAUGAAUGAGUUACUCUCAACUGAUGGAGAUGAUUUUUUCACAAGCUAUGAUGAAGUUUAUGAUAGUUUUGAUGCUAUGGGACUGCAGGAGAAUCUUCUUAGGGGCAUCUAUGCAUAUGGUUUUGAGAAGCCUUCUGCUAUUCAGCAAAGGGGAAUUGUUCCUUUCUGCAAAGGUCUUGAUGUAAUUCAGCAAGCUCAGUCUGGAACUGGGAAAACAGCAACUUUCUGCUCUGGCAUUUUGCAGCAACUUGAUUAUGGUGUUGUCCAGUGCCAGGCUUUAGUUUUGGCACCCACUAGGGAACUGGCACAACAGAUUGAGAAGGUGAUGCGAGCACUUGGUGACUAUCUUGGUGUCAAGGUCCAUGCUUGUGUGGGUGGCACCAGUGUUCGUGAGGAUCAGCGCAUUCUUCAAAGUGGUGUCCAUGUUGUUGUUGGCACUCCUGGACGUGUCUUUGACAUGUUGAGGAGGCAGUCUCUGCGCCCAGAUUACAUUAAGAUGUUUGUAUUGGAUGAGGCUGAUGAAAUGCUUUCUCGUGGUUUUAAGGAUCAGAUAUAUGAUAUUUUCCAGCUCCUUCCAGCCAAGAUUCAGAUUGGAGUGUUUUCUGCCACCAUGCCUCCUGAAGCCCUUGAGAUCACAAGGAAGUUCAUGAAUAAGCCUGUAAGAAUCUUGGUGAAGCGUGAUGAGUUGACCCUGGAGGGUAUCAAGCAAUUUUAUGUGAAUGUUGAAAAGGAAGAAUGGAAGCUUGAGACACUCUGUGAUCUCUAUGAGACCUUAGCCAUUACCCAGAGUGUCAUCUUUGUGAACACUAGGCGCAAGGUUGACUGGCUGACCGACAAGAUGAGAAGUCGUGACCACACAGUUUCUGCCACCCAUGGAGACAUGGACCAGAACACUCGUGAUAUCAUCAUGCGUGAAUUCCGUUCUGGUUCCUCUCGAGUUCUCAUUACCACUGAUCUCCUGGCACGUGGUAUUGAUGUGCAGCAAGUCUCCCUUGUCAUAAACUAUGAUUUGCCGACUCAACCAGAAAACUACCUUCACCGUAUUGGACGUAGUGGACGAUUUGGAAGAAAAGGUGUGGCCAUAAACUUUGUGACAAAGGACGACGAGAGAAUGCUGUUUGACAUCCAGAAAUUCUACAAUGUGGUCAUUGAGGAGCUUCCAUCAAAUGUUGCCGAUCUCCUCUGAUGAGACUACCUUUUUUGAAGUUGGUUGAGGAAAGGAGUUUUCGUAUUUAGCCAGUGUUCUAUUUAACGUUUUGCCUUUGUUAUUUUCUUUUUCAUUUAGUGGCUUUUCUAAGUUAAAUGUUGUCCUUAAAACAUAUCUGACCGUUUACUGAUAUGUGUUCUGCACAUUUGCAACAUAAAGAUUGUCCAAUAUCCUAUUCCUUUGUGUUGGUGGGUAUAUGUCAUUGCAGUGUUUGAUGCUCUAGGCUUCUGUCUUCGAAUGAUAAAUGUUUUUUUUUUUU
This is a messenger RNA of Rubroshorea leprosula, 1706 nucleotides long. The record is from the annotation of a GenBank genome assembly. Lineage: Eukaryota; Viridiplantae; Streptophyta; Magnoliopsida; Malvales; Dipterocarpaceae.